AAAUAACGUAUUACUAUGUGCUUAAGAAUAAUGUUUCCGUAGGCCGGUGGCAUGCUGCUGUGGAACCAAAGAUAACUAUGUAGGGGACUGCUGAGUCAUAAAGGCUGCAGAGCACAUGCUGCAACCUUUCAUGGUUGGGACUUACUCGGCGAACAAGACGAGAACAAAAAGGCGAGAGAAACGCACGCACGCAGAGGAAGGAAGGAAGAGGAAGGGAGCUGAAGCUGCUGAACAGGCAUGGAGAGCAAGCUCACCAACCAGGCAAAGGUAAAGACAAAGCUCAGCAUGAUGCACUCAAAGGUUAUCUGCUGCAAGCUCUACAUCUCUGAAAGCCAAAAUGCCAUGGUUGUUGAUGCAAUCAGUCGCAUAGGACAGAAAGACCCUGAGGUGGUUUUACUCAGCAAGUUCGAGGAUGAGUACUACAACCGUGUCCGCUACACGCUCGUCUCCUAUAUCAUCAGCGGCAGCUCAACUGGUGAAGCUGUAUUUAGCCCAAUCAGGAAAGUAUUGUUGGCAAUGAUUGAGACUGCAUUUUCAGCCAUAAAUCUUGAAGUGCACUGCGGAACUCAUCCAAGGAUUGGUGUCGUUGAUGACUUAUCAUUCCACCCCUUGAGUCAAGCAGCCACAAUGGAGGAUGCUGCUCAGCUGGCUAAGCUGGUGGCCUCUGACAUUGGCAAUGGCUUGCAAGUCCCAGUGUUCCUGUAUGCGGCAGCACACCCCAGUGGCAAGAGUGUUAGUGCAGUACGACGUGAGCUCGGCUACUACAGGCCAAAUCACAAGGGCAUCCAAUGGGCAGGUCAGGUGCUCCCUGAUACUCUUCCAAUGAAGCCAGAUGUGGGCCCAAUUCAUGUUUCUCGUGAAAGAGGUGCCACAAUGGUCGGAGCUAAACCUUUUAUUGAGAGCUAUAAUGUACCAAUACUGUGUAAAGAUAUCCCAACCGUGAGGAGGAUUACCCGAAGGGUGACCGGACGGAGUGGAGGUUUCCCGACAGUGCAAGCACUUGCCCUUUUCCAUGGGGAUAAUUGCACGGAGAUUGCAUGCUUGUUGGAUCCAGAUCAUGUUGGUACCGAUCAGGUUCAAUGGCUGGUGGAGCAGAUAGCAGAGGAGCAAGGACUUGAAGUUGACAAGGGUUAUCCCACCGACUUGCCCAGGGAUAUAAUGCUAGAAAGGUACUUCAAGACGAUUUCUGCUGCUGAUUGACAUGUGCAUAAUUUUCUUGGCAGAUUGUCAUGCAGUUAAUUGUAGUUCAUGCUGCUGAUUGAUGUUCUUGUAAUCAUGUGUAUGCUUCUGCUGAAAAUGUGGUGCCAACUAGCAUCCAGGACCAUUAAACAAUUGUUACAUUUUGUAUAUAGAAGUUAUAUCUGCGCUGAA
Molecule: messenger RNA, 1371 nt
Organism: Lolium rigidum
Lineage: Eukaryota; Viridiplantae; Streptophyta; Magnoliopsida; Poales; Poaceae
Product: formimidoyltransferase-cyclodeaminase-like
Exons: 4
Coding region: 238-1200 (320 amino acids)
Molecular function (GO): transferase activity; folic acid binding
Source: RefSeq, a predicted model, not a curated record